Molecule: messenger RNA, 627 nt
Organism: Dendroctonus ponderosae (mountain pine beetle)
Lineage: Eukaryota; Metazoa; Arthropoda; Insecta; Coleoptera; Curculionidae
Product: cGMP-dependent protein kinase 1-like
Exons: 3
Coding region: 1-627 (208 amino acids)
Source: RefSeq, a predicted model, not a curated record
AUGAGCUGCUACAGCUUCGUGAACAAACUGAUCCAUCGCAACAAGAAAAUGUCGCCGCACGAGAUGGAGAUCAUCAACCACUACAAAGUCCUGCUGGACGAGAAGAACAAGGAACUGGUGCGAAAGGAUGAGACGAUCGCACAACUGGAACGAAAGCUCGAGGACAAAGAGCUGAUGAUCAAAUAUCUGCAAAAUGAGAUCGACAAGUUCAGGCAAGUGGUGGCGCCGAUCACCCAGCGCAUCAUCACCAAGCAGAUCAAUCUGGGCAGCGACAUUUGGUGUCUCAAUGGCAAGAAGCACGGGGUGGUGCAGACGCAGAACAAGCAGGCGGAGGAACCGCCACAAACACCGGAACCGUCCAGGGUGAAGCGGGAGGGUAUUAGUGCGGAACCGCUCAACUUGAGCAAAAGUGAUCUACAAAUCAGGAAAAUUCCGAAGAAGACUUGUUCUCGGGAACUUAUCAAGGCAGCAAUUCUGGACAACGACUUUAUGAAAAAUCUGGAACUGACGCAAAUCCGGGAAAUCGUCGAUUGCAUGUACCCGGAAGAAUACAAAGCAGGCAGCCUCAUUAUUUGCGAGGGCGAUGUGGGAAGUAUCGUCUACGUCUUAGAAGGAAACUCGCUUUAA